Folsomia candida is the source of this 1777-nucleotide messenger RNA. RefSeq names its product polyadenylate-binding protein-interacting protein 2 (gene Paip2). Gene Ontology annotation, biological process: negative regulation of translational initiation. Gene Ontology annotation, cellular component: cytoplasm. Gene Ontology annotation, molecular function: mRNA regulatory element binding translation repressor activity. Lineage: Eukaryota; Metazoa; Arthropoda; Collembola; Entomobryomorpha; Isotomidae. The record is from RefSeq and is a predicted model, not a curated record. Bases 221 to 808 code for a protein of 195 amino acids. The transcript has 4 exons.
CUCUCUCUCUCCACGAAUCGGCUCCACUUCUUCGUCCACCACCACCACCACCGUCCACACGUUAGUAGAUUCACCAUUCGCAAAUCUGUCCCUUCAAUCAAGUCGGUCACUAUUUUCACCUUUUUCGAACCUUCGAAACUGUUCCAAAUUAGGAGUGUUUUACAUACUCAUCUAGUGAAGAGAAGGCAGAGGAGCUGAACAAAUUUAAGCUGCAUGCUAAAUGAAAUUCAACAGUAACAUGAGCGCUUCGGAAGAAACCAAGACGGGGGGCGGGGAACCUGGCGCAGCGGCCGCGGGGGGAAGUGAAGAAGGCGCAGGUGGAGGUGGAAACAACGGGUCAGGUGACCUCACUUCGUCGUCUGGAAUCUCGAACGGAACAACGGAAUCUUCUUCUGGGGGAGGAGGAAGUAUCGUGGAUUUGAUGAAUUCUCCCUCAUCGACACGGAGGGAUUAUGCUGAAAAGGAUGACGGCGAUUUUUCUGACUACCUUUGGAUGGAAAAUAUGGAAGAGUACGAUCAGGAGAUCAUGCGUCAACUGGAAGAGGACAUUUUGAUAAGUCAUUAUACGGACUUGUACGAGGACUCUUUGCUCGAGGAUGGCUCCGCCGGACCCACAACUGCAUCCCUUUGUGUCGUCAAUGGGCCAAUCUUGCCCUCUCUCGGCGACCCAGAACUGGACGACAUCGCUCGACAAUUCUCCCGUACCGUGAACUUGGCGUCAACAACCAGCUCUCACAGCCGUCUGAAUCCUAACGCGGCGGAAUUUGUUCCAAAAGGCUUCGGUAACGUGAACUCUUAUCAACGUUAGUUAAUCAUGUUCAAGGUUGAUAAGAAAUAUGAAAAAAUCAAGCUAUAAAUUAACAUGUAUUGUCAUUUUUGUGUGAAUUCAUCAAAUUUCAAAUACUAUGUAAAAUGUUAUUAUGUAUCAGCCGUUGGAAUGAAUAAAAAAUCACAUGUUUUAUAAAUAAAUAAUAUAUAUCGAUAUUUAUAUAUAUUAAGAGAGAGAGAGAUAUUAGAUUUAAUUAAUUAAUUAAAUAAUUAAUUAUCUACCACUAUUAAUUAAUUAGUAAAUACGCUGCGAUAUAUUUAAGUUUAAAUUAUGUAUGUAUACUUUUCGUAUUUACAAUAAUGUGUAGAAUUCUUAAAUUGAAUUUUGUAAGAAGAUCCCAUUUAUCGAGAUAAUUAAUUAGGUAGUAAUUAAUUAUGUUAGUUAGUUAUAUUUGCUCCUCCUCAUCCAUCCUUCCGCGAUUAAUUAGUAGUUAAAUAUUCUCAGCAUCCUUCCGCGAUUAGUUAGUUAACUAUUAUUAUGUAGCUAUCACCUGUUGAUGAAGUGUGAGGUAAGUAAGUACGAUUUAAUUAACUAAUUAAUAAUUAAUUACUUUACUACUAUUCAAUUAAGUCAAGAAUUAUAUUAUUAUUCUGAUAAUGAAUCUGAACUAAUACAUAACAUAAAUAACUCUUAGUACAAAUAUUAAAUACUUUAUAUUACAUUAAUUGUUAAGAUCUGUUUUAGCUAGACGUUUUACCAGAUAGUUGGUUAGUUAGUUAGUUAAUUAAUAACACUCAGGAGUUAGUUAAUUAACUACUGUCUCUGUGAAUAUAAUUUGACGGAGAUAGUAGUUAGUUAAUUAGCGACGUCAACGAUGUCAUCGUCAGUCUACUUUGACCUGUUAUAUUAUGUUGUUACGUUAAACACGUUGACCUGCCAGGUCAAACACGAGUUGGUUGGAGGAAGAGAGAUAAAAAAAGAAUAAAUAAUAUAUAUAUACGUUAGAAA